Scatophagus argus is the source of this 3359-nucleotide messenger RNA. RefSeq lists its product as uncharacterized. Lineage: Eukaryota; Metazoa; Chordata; Actinopteri; Scatophagidae. The transcript has 4 exons. Gene Ontology annotation, biological process: canonical NF-kappaB signal transduction. The record is from RefSeq and is a predicted model, not a curated record. The coding region runs from base 1021 to 1626 and encodes 201 amino acids.
AUCACACUGGAACACAUGACAUAUAUGUGGCCAGGGCAAGAGCAAAAGAUUGAACCUACCAAAGUGCUGCGCUUAAGCAUGAUGAAGCUACAGUAUAACAAAAUAUGCUGCAUUGGCAAUGAUCAAACAACCCAUAACUACCAUUAAAAUGAGCCAACAGUGAAAUGCUGCUUACACACUCAUGUGUCAGUAAUAAUAAAUUCAUGUUAUACAAUUAUGUAUUAUAAUACUGCUAUAAUGCAUAAACAGAUAACAUUUACUGGGAUCAUUCUGGUAAAGUGAGUACUUUUACUUUUGAAUUUGGCUCCUAAUACAGGACUGUGGUACUCCUACUUUUAUUUUACAUUAUUGCUUAUAAUGAAUUUGGUAUACAUUUUUUGUGUUUUAUAAAAUCCAUUUUAAAACUUAAAACUUUUAAUAUUUCUCUCUACCUGGUGAAGAAAACCCUACGAGUAGCAUAUUGUGAUUGCGAAGUCAUUGACAGUCCAAUUAUUUUAACAUCAUGUUUUGUCCUACAUUUUUGUCCUACAUUAAAUAGAGCCUGACCCUUUGUCAUUUGUGUAAAUGCUAUUAUAUAAGCACUCUGCCGACUCUCAUGUUUCGCUGAGUGAUGGUUGAAGUUCCUUUUUGUGCAAAACAAGUUUCACUUCCCUGUUUUCAAAAGCUACUUCCUUAUGCUUAACAUUUUCCAUCGCAGCAAAUUUGUUUUUACAUGAGUAGAGCACAGUUUCCAUUAGCUAAAACAGACUCAUCAUACACUCGCUGUGGGUGGUAAGGCCUCAUCUGAGGAAUGGAUUUCACCAUCACAAAUUUGUUGUUGUGGUGCAAAGUGAAUGGGAUUUGAGCCUGGAUUUACAUACUGAGGCAGUGUCUAAUUCCUUGACAAGGAAGCUUGUGUGAGCUAGCAGAGGCUCAACAGGAGAAUACCGUGAACCCAGCCGUAAGAAAUGACAAGGCCUCAUUAAUUAUUGGAGCAGCGACACAUGAGCUUUUAAGGGGAAAUAUCCAUGCGCUGGUGAGAUGGAGGAAGCCUACAAUGAACUGUACCAGCAGUUUCUUCGCCUGAGGUCACUUUGCCUGAGACAGGCAGCUCUGUUACAUCAACUCACAACAGCUCUGCAGAAACAGCAAGGUGUCACUGUUUCUAAUGGAGGGUCCAGUGAUAUGAUGUCUAUCCCUGUGCAGUGUACCCAAGAAAUCCCUGCUUAUCUCCAUGAAAACCCUCAUUCACUGCCAGCCGCAGCCUAUGACAUGACUUUCUCUGAUCUCCUCACUGAAGAUAUGUCUAAGCUCCAUGUGUGUGCGCCUCGUCAGAGAAAAGAAAAUCUGCAGUUGGCCCCAAAUGUUGCACCCCUGAUAAGCCCGGACUCCUCAAAGUGCCCAGGAGCUUCAGCAAAUCUGAUGCGAGAAGAUCACUUUAGGGGAGACGGGACUCUGCAGAUGGGGAAUGUGGCUGUGACAAACCCUCCCUCCCUGAACAGUGACUUCUCGAGUCAGUCUGGUGGGUUGCUGAUGUCAGAUGUGGCGCCACAGUCUGAUGUUUGUGACUUCUGCCAAGCAGUUUUCCCUGGAGACACAACUACCAGAGGAGAGUUUCUUCGACACCUUUAUACGCAUGUCACUUAGUCUGCACUCAUCUUUUCCUCCUGAUAUAAGAGUUAAGAUAUAUGAUAUGCUGUGAUAGAGAAGGUAUAACUCAUUUAUACCUGAUCUUUGGAAAAAGCAUUGAGGUACACCUGUUCUUCAUAUGGUGAGCUGUCUGACUAUGGAUCACCUGUGUAGAUUCUGGCAUCAUUGACGUGUAAAAUGAAUAGACUUGCUGCGCUUUGUAUGCAAAAUAUACUGUAUUUUAAAGGCUCAGUUGAGACCAGUUACAUCCACAGGAUCAGUAUCUAGCCACGGUUUUAUUUGUGCAAGUUCUGAAUAACGUAUAUAUAUCUAAUGUUAUAUAUCUUUGGCUGCACCUAAUGACUAUUUUCUCAUUGAGUAAUCUAACGAUUCUUUCUUGGGUUAGUCAAUUAAUCUAAAGACUGUUUUACCAGUUAGUUUAAAUCUUAUUAAUUACUUUUCUCAAAAUAAAUAUGAGAAGUGCACUUUCACAUGUAUUUUUGCAGAAAAUAUAAAAUGGUCAAAAUGUAACUGUGUUAGGCGAUGGAUAGUGUAGUGUUACGUUACCAUAUUGCCAGUGGUGUUACAAGUUACUUUUAACAUGGGGGUGAUGAAUAAGCAUUUAGAAAAUGUGGUGGCUUUGGAGAGAGCAAUAUAUUAUAUGCUCAAACUGAUAUUGAUUCUUGUAGGUGGGCCUCCUUUUAGGUAGCUAAAAAAGCCAACAUCUUCCUGCAGCCAUGGUCCUCAGCACUUCAUUUACUGCAUCGUUUCCUAUGCCAGUACUUCUGUUGCUUCUCCAAACUGGUCUCUGUCUCACUCUGAAUCAAUCCACAGUCCUCCCUGUUUUUAUAGGGACUAUUUCUUCUCCAGAACGUUAAUGUUAAGCCACCCCAAUCCAGACUAGAGCAAAUUACAUCAAAACUAAACUGUACUGUGCUGCACCUUAACUGCAUGGCCAGAGUAUUCUUCUUUGAGCAAACUGGCUCACCUACUUCAUUUAACUGGUCCGGCUUAUUCUGGUGCAUCCCACAGAUUCUCGAUCGUGUCGGGAUAUGGGGAGUCUGCAGGCUGUUGUUGGGGUUGUGGCUCCCAGCAGAUCAUUGCUUUGUAAACAGAUGAUUAAUGUGAUUCACUUAUUCAUGUUAUUCACACGUUGUGGUUGAUCUGCGCUUUAGUUUUAGUUUCUACUUGCAAGAAGAAGUUAUAAUUCAUUCGCCAUUUAAAGGCAUUGCUACUUCAGGUACACUGACCAUGAUCCUCCUCAGAUGCUUUAAAGGUCCAGUGUGUGAAUAUAAUAUUCAGAAUUAUGUUUUCAUCAAAUCACCUGAAACCAACUUAAAUAAAAACUAAUAGAUUAACUUUUUUAUGUUUAAGCAAAUACUGGCCAGUGAUACCAGUUAUGGACAGUGAAACGCGGUGUUGUGUUUAUGAUCUAAAGUGACUGUAUGAAAAGAUAAUUAUAAAGAUAAUUGUUAACACUGAAAUACAUAGCUUUCAACAUGCAGUCACCCUCUAUCUAGAGGUAGCAGAGCAUCUGAUGCCAUGUUUGUUCAUCAUCAGUACAUCAUCAAGUAGUUAAUGGCUGAAAGGGGUUCAUGGGUGCUGACAAGUGAAUAUUUAUGUAACUGUAAGUUUUGUUUGCCUUGGUGUUAGAUGCAGAUCUUAAUGGCUCUUUGUAUAAGGGAAAUCUUCACUAGAGACAGAAAUACAUAUAUUAUUAUAUUUGUAAAAUAAAAAGAUUCUGACCAUGA